This is a messenger RNA of Blastocystis hominis, 747 nucleotides long. RefSeq lists its product as hypothetical. NCBI's taxonomy places the organism in Eukaryota, Bigyra, Opalinata, Blastocystidae. Gene Ontology annotation, cellular component: cytosol; nucleus. Gene Ontology annotation, biological process: protein deubiquitination. Gene Ontology annotation, molecular function: cysteine-type endopeptidase activity; cysteine-type deubiquitinase activity. The record is from RefSeq and is a predicted model, not a curated record.
AUGCUGGAGACGGUGAUUCCUGCAGAUGCGAUGACGCUGGUGAUUACCAUUCAGCCCACGGUGCGGCAUGUGCUGCAAAACACGCAGCUGGCGACCACGGCGACGACAGCGACGACAGCGGCGACUAAUGGACAGAUACGACAUGCAUUUAUCACGACCUUGUCCGCACUGGCAAUGACGUCGGCAUCGCCCUCUCUGUUCAUUGAUCCGUCGAUUUCCGGGGAGAGGGAGCGAGACGAGGGGACAUUGCGAUUAGAGACGUGUCUACAGAAUUACUUCCGGAGGGAGAUUUUGGACUUCAAUGCGGAUUAUACGUGCGAAAAGUGCAAGAAAGUGGUCGAGCUGGUGCGCGAUUUGCAGAUGGUACAUCCGCCGCUGAUUUUAAUUUUGCAUUUGAUGCGAUUUGCGUUCGACGCGAACGGAGCGGUGAAGAUUUACGAAAAUGUGAAGUAUCCGCUGCAUGGAUUGGACGUGUCGAAAUACUUUGGAAUGGAGGAAGGAAGCGUGGAUUGGGGAAAGGGAGUGAGGAUGAGAUAUGACUUGAUCGGAGUGAUUGACCAUCUGGGAACGACGAGCGGAGGUCACUACAUUGCGUUUAUCAACAUGGCGACGAAUCCAGAAAAUGAGAGGGAACUCGAUUGGUUCUGUUUCAAUGAUACGCAGAGGACUCCACUGAUGCAGCAACAAGUGGAGGAUAAUCCCAAUGCGUAUGUGCUGUUUUAUCAGUUGCGAACGAAGAAAGUUUGA